AUGCCAGCGGCAGAACCACGGUUAAAUAUCUCGGACACAUUCUGCCCUUCGAGCCUUCCUCAUCAGCACAUCAGCUACAGCAAGAGCACUGUCACUUUCCAACAACAUUCCAGAUAUCCGGCAGUCAUGGCCGGCAUCGACAGAAAUAUGGAGGAGAAGAUGGAGUUCGCAACAUCGAAGGAGGUCACUGUUGCGCCUACAUUUGAGAACAUGCAGCUGAAAGAGAAUCUCCUGCGUGGAAUAUACGCCUAUGGAUACGAGUCCCCUUCAGCUGUCCAGUCUCGAGCCAUCGUCCAGAUCUGCAAAGGACGAGAUACCAUUGCCCAAGCACAAUCCGGUACCGGGAAGACGGCCACUUUCUCCAUCAGCUGCCUUCAAGUCAUUGACACUGCUCUUCGCGAGACGCAAGCUUUGGUCCUCUCUCCUACUCGAGAGUUGGCCACUCAGAUCCAAUCGGUAGUGAUGGCGCUUGGGGACUAUAUGAAUGUGCAGUGUCACGCUUGCAUUGGUGGGACAAACGUUGGGGAGGACAUUCGCAAGCUUGACUACGGCCAGCAUAUUGUCUCGGGUACACCAGGAAGAGUUGCAGACAUGAUCCGACGACGCAAUUUACGCACUCGCAACAUCAAAAUACUUGUGUUGGACGAAGCAGAUGAGUUGCUCAACCGCGGGUUCAGAGAGCAAAUCUACGAUGUCUAUCGAUACCUUCCUCCCGCGACCCAAGUCGUCGUGGUUUCCGCUACGCUUCCAUACGACGUCCUAGACAUGACUACGAAGUUCAUGACAGACCCUGUCCGCAUUUUGGUCAAGCGUGACGAGUUGACGCUCGAGGGUCUCAAGCAAUACUUCAUCGCCGUCGAAAAGGAGGAAUGGAAGUUUGAUACCUUGUGCGAUCUCUACGAUACACUCACCAUCACACAAGCCGUCAUCUUCUGCAAUACUCGUAGAAAGGUUGACUGGCUGACGGACAAGAUGCGUGAAGCGAACUUCACCGUGUCUUCAAUGCAUGGCGAGAUGCCGCAGAAGGAGCGAGAUAGUAUUAUGCAGGACUUCCGUCAAGGCAACUCCCGCGUUCUCAUCUCGACGGAUGUUUGGGCCCGUGGCAUUGACGUCCAACAAGUUUCUCUUGUUAUCAAUUACGAUCUUCCCAGCAAUCGUGAGAAUUACAUCCACAGGAUCGGUCGAAGCGGACGAUUUGGACGGAAAGGUGUCGCCAUCAACUUUGUUACCAGCGAAGAUGUUCGCAUUCUGCGUGACAUUGAAUUGUACUACUCAACGCAGAUUGACGAAAUGCCCAUGAAUGUUGCGGACCUUCUGACUUAA
Letharia columbiana is the source of this 1323-nucleotide messenger RNA. RefSeq lists its product as uncharacterized. The transcript has 4 exons. Gene Ontology annotation, molecular function: ATP binding; RNA helicase activity; mRNA binding. Bases 1 to 1323 code for a protein of 440 amino acids. The record is from RefSeq and is a predicted model, not a curated record. Gene Ontology annotation, cellular component: nucleolus; catalytic step 2 spliceosome. NCBI's taxonomy places the organism in Eukaryota, Fungi, Ascomycota, Lecanoromycetes, Lecanorales, Parmeliaceae.